AAAAAAGGAUACAGCAGCGCUGUCCGAUACAAAGCGUCGUCGAAUUACGGCACCAUUCAUUAAAGACGUCACUCAUUGUGGAAUUGUUGAUUUUUUUUAUUUCUAUUUUUUUGGUUGGACGGACCAAGUUGCGAUACGACACCCUCCAAACAGUCUAAGUUUCUACGGUAUAGAUUCAGACAGUGUUGACAGUGAACAGUGUGGUGAAGAGUAGGAAUUGUAAGAAUUGGUCUGGGGAGUCAUCAAAUAUGCCGUCCGCCACCGCUAGACGACUGUACGAGGACCAAAUACCCUCAUUCAUGUCUAUUUUCGACCCCGAGACAGACAAUAGCAUUGACGAAAGGGGAUUAGUGACGGUGGUAGAUCCUAAGUUAAUGGAGAUGGAGUCACAGUGUGCACCUGGGCAACUGCCUGGGCCUGGACAAUUCACCGGUCAACUUGCUGGUGGGUUACCACAACACACUUUGCGACCUUUACCAAACGAUCCUGCGCACCAUCACCACGAUAGUACAUCAACCCAAAAUUCCGAGUCUGCAGAUUCUUCCCCCACUACAACUUUAACCACAGACACUUCUUCUCUUUCUGACCCAUCACCGUCUUCUUCGCCAGAUUCACCCGUCAAUCUAAUACCUUUAAAUUCAUUUCCCGCUACUAAUUUCGGUGGUCUACCCUCGACGAUGGAUAAUCUCACUGUCAACGACUCCAGUAGACGGGAGCGACCUAUGACAUCGCCUUCUCCCCGACGCGGUAGAAACAUGAAAGGAUUGUCGAUACAGCCACCUUUCGCGAGUUCGCUAUCCUCUCAGCUCGUCUCCGAACCCUCAUCGCCUGAUUUCAUCAAGCCUAAGAUCCCCGCAAUGAAGCGCAAACCCAGUCAACUCAGUCUCAAGACCGACUCUACAGGCCUUAACAUCAGACCCACUACGUUAGAGGUUCCUGGAUCGCCCAUUCUUCCUCCGAUCCUCCAGCGAAGAUCUCUCAAACAUUCGACGUCGUCGCCUCAUAUGCUUUUUGGCUUAAAUGGGUUAAAGUCGGCGACCUUCGGCCCAUCCGGCGGCAUGACAUUUCCCCCAGUACUCGAGCGGGGAACUUCAGGAUUAUCUGAAGUGUUGAGACCAACAAAGCUAGGAAGCAGUGGUCCUGGCUAUGACACUACUAUUCUCGAGGAGGAUUCCCCUAUCAAGACUCAGCUUGCUAAUCGCGCUGCGAUGGACUUCGAGCCUUUCAUAGAGCCUGAAAAUAACGAAGACCAGAAGUCGCCAGGUUAUCCCGAUGGUCCUAUCGCGAUCUACGAGGACAAUGUUUACCUAUACUUGGAACCUACCGCAGAAGAGGCCGCAAAAUUCGAUGUGGUUAUCAAUGUCGCCCGCGAGGUAACCAAUCCUUUCCAAGGUAUGGGCAUGGGCCCAGAUCCAAUGGAUACGAGACCAAUCCCAACAGAGUCGCCCAUUCCAGAUACUGCCAUGACCAGUGACAGCUUUGCGACGGCUUUUGAAUUUCCUCCCUCGGAACAGAACGCUAUGGAGACACCCACAACCCCGAAAGCAAAUCCCUUUUCGGAACCUGAAUAUAUCCACAUGCCAUGGGAUCACAAUACCGACAUCGCGACAGAUUUAAUGAUGCUCUGCGAGAUGAUCGAAAAGCGCACUAAGGAUGGAAAGAAGGUUCUCGUUCACUGCCAACAGGGUGCAAGCCGCUCGGCCAGUUUAAUCAUUGCCUAUGGCCUCUACCAAAACCCUGGCCUAACCGUCAACGACGCCUAUUACGCCGCGCAAUCCAAGAGCAGAUGGAUUAGCCCGAAUAUGCGAUUAAUGUAUUGUUUGCAGGACUUCCAGAAGGAGGUUUCCAAGAAGAGGUUGCCCCCUCGAUCCGCUGCCGGACCACGAAGUGGAAGAAGCCCCACAAAACAUAGGCUUACCCUAUCCGCGAAUGCCAUCGAUAUGCAACCUAAGGAACCAAUGACUGCGCCGUUGCCAGAUGAAAAGGAGGGAACGGAUAAUAGCUCCAACAAUGAGCGCCUUGCAAACCAUUCUCGUGGAAAAUCCACCCCUAACCUAGACGCGAUAUCUCCUGGCCCAUCAUCCGCUCCGUCGAGCUUCUCUUGGUCUGAGAUGGAAGAUGAGAAGGAUCCAGGCAAGCAUGGCCGAUUCAAUUUCGGAAACUCCCUCGAGCCUCCUAGAUUCUUCGAACCGCAACCAUCAGUACAGACUAGUCAAACAUUAUCGCUACCUCCUCCCUCGCCAUCGUUCUUCAAGCCACCGCCCUCACCUGGAUUCUUUAGGCCUCCUCCCUCCCCGGGAUUCGGAGCUAGUCGUUUCGGUGAAGGACCUCAGAGCUUUGGAUUCUCCAGCCUGAAUUUUGGUCCUAUCGAGUCUCACCAUGAACGACCCAGUAGUCGAAAGGAAUUGACAAUCGCACCCGCUUUACCGGAUGACGAUGAUGCUCUGAUGUCUCCGAGGGCUGAGACCAUGACAAGCAACCCAUUACAUGAUUCUUAUUCGGAAUUAGCUGGCAUGAAGUUUGUUGAGGUACCCCCUACGCCGAGCGAAGGGCUUUUUUCUCCGCGACAGUCUAUGUUUCCCCGAGACCCCUUAUUUCCAUUCGGAAGACCCGCUCAAACGGCUGACCCUAGAAGUCCCCCAACAAAGGGCGAAACUCCUAUCGUCCGGUCCAUCGACGACUUUUUAUAACCAUUAGUAUAUUGACCAUCUGUCAAUAAUGUGAUACGCGAAGAACGAGACGAGAUUCACAAACAUUUGACCCCAAGUGAAACUUCGGGCAACCCGCUACAUUUCAUUUGUUUACCGGAUUAAACACCAUCGUUUUUCUUUGCGUUCUUUCUGGACUUGUACGCCGUUCUGGCUAGGGUGGAAUUAGGCAGCACUGGAACGGACCAAAAUACCCGGAUGUCACAAUGUAACAGCCUCCUUUACGGGUUGGAGAGCUAGUACGGUUGAUUUUGCGUUAGUCAUAUGGAGAUAGUGGAUAAUUAAGGGAGUAAGAAAAGUUGAAGGGGAGUACAUAUGGAAUAGGAACCAAAAAGGGUCGGGAGAACUCCAAGGACGCAGACCGCCCUGGCGCGAGCUAGGACGAGUUCUCUAUGCAUUUGCAUACUGACCAUCGGAUUACCCCGAAGAUCACUAAGCACUCGUUGCUAUAAUCACCGAAGACACCCACCCUUUCCCAUGUAUCACGCGACACAUUAACAAGUCACGAUGACCCGAUUUUGGAACCAAUAGCUCGCAAACACAAGCAAGCAUAGGCGUUCUAUGGAGUCAGGAAAAGAAGGAGUAAUUCUACGCGCAAUGGGACAGAUUAAGGAAAGUCCCCUAUUGCAUCUUGUACAUAUAAUUCACCAAUGUCCUGCCAACGCGAUACGGCAUGCAAAUCACAUGCUCUGUUCACGAA
Molecule: messenger RNA, 3408 nt
Organism: Annulohypoxylon maeteangense
Lineage: Eukaryota; Fungi; Ascomycota; Sordariomycetes; Xylariales; Hypoxylaceae
Product: dual specificity phosphatase
Exons: 2
Coding region: 249-2690 (813 amino acids)
Biological process (GO): protein dephosphorylation; negative regulation of MAPK cascade
Cellular component (GO): cytosol; nucleus; cytoplasm
Molecular function (GO): MAP kinase tyrosine/serine/threonine phosphatase activity; protein tyrosine/threonine phosphatase activity
Source: RefSeq, a predicted model, not a curated record